AUGAAUUCCCUAGAUACAAGCCUCGAGCGAGCCGAGACAUGGUCCUCAAGACAACUUGCUCCAACCAAUACAAGUGGUUCGAAUUCAUCUCAUGCAACAACCAUCAAUACUAAUGCACGCCAAAACUCCACUGAAAUAGCACGCCUUCAAUCACAACGGAUACAGCAUGUCCAAACAGUAGGCUCCGAACCGGAGUCGCGCCACCGCAGCCGGAGUGUAACCAACAUCCUGCCAGCAUUUGGGGGUGGAAAGUCCUAUCCUCCUGAUAUUCCUGCAGAAAGGGAAGCUUAUGUGGUUGAUUUCGAUGGAGCUCAUGACCCUCUGCAUCCUAUGAACUGGAGCCCAAGGACCAAAUUUGUUACAGCUGCCAUCGGUGCUCUGGCAUGUUUUUGCUCUACAUUUGCCUCUUCGGUCCUGUCCGCAGCCACCCGUCAGGUAGCAGAGCAUUUCCAUAUUUCCGUCGAAGUCGCCUCGUUAUCAAGCGCGUUGUACCUUGUUGGCUAUGCGGUCGGUCCGGUGUUUUGGGCGCCGUUGUCUGAGCUCCGUGGCCGCAAGCUGCCAUUGCUAAUUGGUAAUUUCGGGUUCUCUGUCUUUGCGGUUGCAACGGCAGUCUCCAAGGAUGUUCAGACCCUCAUGAUCAGUCGUUUCUUCAUGGGCGUUUUUGGGAGCAGUCCCAUCGUUGUUGUCGCGGCUCUGUACUCGGACAUAUACGAUGCAAAGCAAAGGGGACCAGCACUCACAGUUUUUGCAGUCUCAGUCUUCAUUGGCCCGACGCUGGGACCGAUCGUUGGCUCUUUCACCGUGACAAGUUAUCUCGGUUGGAGAUGGGAUAGCUACUGGUCCGCAAUCAUGGGCUUCACCACGUUCGCUCUUAUCCUGUUGUUCGUCAAAGAGACCUAUCCACCAACAGUCCUGGUCUCCAAAGCAGCACUACUCCGUCGUGGCACCAAAAACUGGGCUAUCCAUGCCAAGCAAGAAGAAAUCGAGAUCGAUCUUCACGAAAUGGUUGAGAAGAAUCUUUCCAGACCACUACGGAUGCUGUUCACCGAACCAAUUCUAAUCCUGCUCGGCAUUUAUAUGACCUUCGUCUAUGGGCUCAUCUAUAUCACAUUGUCCGCGUUGCCUCUUGUCUUUCAGGGUGUUCAUGGCAUGGCCCCUGGGGUUGGAAGUCUCCCAUUCUUGGGCUUGGCAAUUGGUAUGGUCGCAAGUGGACUGAGCUCUCUUCUGUACAACAAGAUCUGGGUUGCGAAAUACCUAGCAAAUGGCCAAAAAGCCGUACCGGAAUGGAGGCUGCCACUCGCCACAGUGGGAGGUGUCAUCUUCACUAUUGGACUUUUCUGGUUUGGUUGGACGGGUGCCUACAAAAGUGUCCACUGGAUUGUCCCAACUCUUGCCGGAGUAUUCAUCGGCUUUGGGUUGCUUUCAAUUUUCAUGGCACUCGCAAUGUAUAUUGUGGAUGCCUAUCUCAUGUUUGCCGCAUCAGCUCUAGCAGGAAAUACGAUUAUAAGAUCCCUCUUUGCCGCCGCUUGUCCUCUUUUCGACCGUCAGAUGUUCGUGAACAUGGAGAUCCAAUGGGCUGCCACAUUGUUGGGCUGCGUUGCAGCUGUCUUGAUUCCCGUUCCGAUCAUCUUCACUAUAUACGGCCCCAAGUUGAGACAGAAGAGCAAAUGGGCACCAACCCCUAAGACAGUUCCACCUCCAGUGGUGGUCGAGAAGGAACUCGAGAAUGAAGGCAGUGCUUACUAA
This is a messenger RNA of Exophiala bonariae, 1746 nucleotides long. RefSeq lists its product as uncharacterized. Lineage: Eukaryota; Fungi; Ascomycota; Eurotiomycetes; Chaetothyriales; Herpotrichiellaceae. The record is from RefSeq and is a predicted model, not a curated record. The coding region runs from base 1 to 1746 and encodes 581 amino acids. Gene Ontology annotation, biological process: transmembrane transport. Gene Ontology annotation, cellular component: plasma membrane. Gene Ontology annotation, molecular function: transmembrane transporter activity. The transcript is spliced from 5 exons.